This is a messenger RNA of Phyllostomus discolor (pale spear-nosed bat), 3313 nucleotides long. RefSeq names its product protein phosphatase 4 regulatory subunit 3A (gene PPP4R3A). The record is from RefSeq and is a predicted model, not a curated record. The coding region runs from base 1 to 2463 and encodes 820 amino acids. The transcript has 15 exons. Gene Ontology annotation, molecular function: protein phosphatase activator activity. NCBI's taxonomy places the organism in Eukaryota, Metazoa, Chordata, Mammalia, Chiroptera, Phyllostomidae. Gene Ontology annotation, cellular component: protein phosphatase 4 complex; nucleoplasm. Gene Ontology annotation, biological process: protein dephosphorylation; DNA damage response.
AUGACCGACACCCGGCGGCGGGUGAAGGUUUACACGCUCAACGAGGACCGGCAGUGGGACGACCGGGGCACCGGGCAUGUGUCGUCCGGCUACGUGGAGCGGCUGAAGGGCAUGUCCCUGCUUGUCAGGGCCGAGAGCGACGGCUCUCUACUUUUAGAAUCCAAAAUAAAUCCUAACACUGCAUACCAGAAACAACAGGAUACUUUGAUUGUGUGGUCCGAAGCUGAAAAUUAUGAUUUGGCCCUUAGCUUUCAAGAAAAAGCUGGAUGUGAUGAAAUUUGGGAGAAAAUAUGUCAGGUUCAAGGAAAGGACCCUUCAGUGGACAUCACUCAGGACCUUGUAGAUGAAUCUGAAGAGGAGCGUUUCGAUGAUAUGUCAUCGCCAGGUUUAGAAUUACCAUCUUGUGAAUUAAGUCGCCUUGAGGAAAUUGCAGAACUUGUGGCAUCAUCUUUACCGUCCCCCCUGCGUCGUGAAAAACUUGCACUAGCACUGGAAAAUGAGGGUUACAUUAAAAAGCUUUUAGAGCUUUUUCAUGUAUGUGAGGAUUUGGAAAAUAUUGAAGGACUGCACCACUUGUAUGAAAUUAUCAAAGGCAUCUUUCUCUUGAAUCGAACUGCUCUUUUUGAAGUUAUGUUCUCUGAGGAAUGUAUAAUGGAUGUCAUUGGAUGCUUAGAAUAUGAUCCUGCUUUAUCACAACCACGAAAACACAGGGAAUUUCUAACAAAAACAGCCAAGUUUAAAGAAGUGAUUCCCAUAUCAGAUCCUGAGCUGAAACAAAAAAUUCAUCAGACAUACAGAGUCCAGUAUAUACAAGAUAUGGUUCUACCUACCCCGUCAGUCUUCGAAGAAAAUAUGUUAUCAACACUUCACUCCUUCAUUUUUUUCAAUAAGGUAGAAAUUGUUGGUAUGUUACAGGAAGAUGAAAAAUUUCUGACAGAUUUGUUUGCACAACUAACAGACGAAGCAACAGAUGAGGAAAAAAGACAGGAAUUGGUUAACUUUUUAAAAGAAUUUUGUGCGUUUUCCCAAACACUGCAACCUCAAAAUAGAGAUGCUUUUUUCAAGACUUUGUCAAACAUGGGCAUAUUACCAGCUUUGGAGGUCAUCCUUGGCAUGGAUGAUACACAGGUGCGAAGUGCUGCUACUGAUAUAUUCUCAUACUUGGUUGAAUAUAAUCCAUCCAUGGUACGAGAGUUUGUCAUGCAGGAGGCACAGCAAAAUGAUGAUGAUAUUUUACUCAUCAACCUCAUUAUAGAACAUAUGAUUUGUGAUACAGACCCUGAACUUGGAGGAGCAGUCCAACUUAUGGGCCUGCUUCGAACUUUAGUUGACCCAGAGAACAUGUUAGCUACUGCCAAUAAAACAGAAAAGACUGAAUUUCUGGGUUUCUUCUACAAACACUGUAUGCAUGUCCUCACUGCUCCUUUACUGGCAAAUACAACAGAAGACAAACCUAGCAAAGAUGAUUUUCAAACUGCCCAGUUGUUGGCACUUGUGUUGGAAUUGUUAACAUUUUGUGUGGAGCACCAUACCUACCACAUAAAGAACUACAUUAUUAAUAAGGACAUCCUGCGGAGAGUGCUAGUUCUCAUGGCUUCGAAGCAUGCUUUCUUGGCAUUAUGUGCUCUUCGUUUUAAGAGAAAGAUUAUUGGAUUAAAAGAUGAGUUUUAUAACCGCUACAUAAUGAAAAGUUUUUUGUUUGAACCAGUAGUCAAAGCAUUUCUCAACAAUGGAUCCCGCUACAACCUGAUGAACUCUGCUAUCAUAGAGAUGUUCGAAUUCAUUCGAGUGGAAGAUAUAAAGUCAUUGACUGCUCAUGUCAUUGAAAAUUACUGGAAAGCACUGGAAGAUGUAGAUUAUGUGCAGACAUUUAAAGGGUUAAAAUUGAGAUUUGAACAACAAAGAGAAAGGCAAGAUAAUCCCAAACUUGACAGUAUGCGUUCCAUUUUGAGGAACCACAGGUACCGAAGAGAUGCCAGAACACUCGAAGACGAAGAAGAGAUGUGGUUCAACACAGACGAAGAUGACAUGGAGGAUGGAGAAGCUGUGGUGUCUCCGUCUGACAAAACUAAAAACGAUGACGACAUUAUGGAUCCAAUAAGUAAAUUCAUGGAAAGGAAGAAAUUAAAAGAAAGUGAGGAAAAGGAGGUGCUUCUGAAAACAAACCUUUCUGGCCGGCAGAGCCCAAGUUUCAAGCUUUCCCUCUCGAGUGGGACAAAGACGACCCUCACCAGCCAGUCACCUGCAGCAACUCUGCCGGGUUCUCCGGGCUCGCCUGGGUCCCCGGGAUCUCCGGGCUCGCCUGGGUCCGUCCCUAAAAACACAUCUCAGACGGCAGCUAUUACUACCAAGGGAGGCCUUGUGGGUCUGGUAGAUUAUCCUGAUGAUGAUGAAGACGAUGAUGAGGAUGAAGACAAGGAAGACACGCUACCAUUGUCAAAGAAAGCAAAGUUUGAGUCAUAAUAAUGGCAACUGCCUACAAUCAGUACCUGUAGAAAAACUGGUUCUCUGCCCCUACCCCCUACAAAAUCCACAACAAAGCAGUGGUCUCUUGUGAAUGACUGACACAGAUCAGCCUCACAUACUUGACUUCUGCUCAUCAAGUGCCAAUUCAGCGGAGCAGGAGGAGGGGAUACUACACAUUAGGGGAAAGACAUAAGCCUUUGAGCUCUCCAGCUUGGACCACACAUUGCCCUUUUCUCAGGGAAGGAAAUGGAAACAUAAAGCCAACAGGGCAGGGGUUUUCUAAGUGGAUUGACUGGUCAGUUGCUACAAUCAAUAUGCUUUCUCGGACCAUGUUUGGGACUCACAAGAAUAGGCUUUUUGGCCAUAAUUCUUAACUAGUUAAGAAUGCCAGCAGUUUCUUUGUAUAAGAGACCUGCCUUUAAAAUCGUACAUUCUGAACAUUUUAGUCAAACUACAACAGGUUUGGAAAACCUAUGGGGGAGGGGCGAAUAUAAAGUUUCCUCUUUUUUAUCUGUUCCCUUUGCCCUUCGAACUGCAGAUUUUUUUUAAAGUGGGGCUUUGUCCCUGCUUUAUUAAAGAUUGAGUGGAAUUCUAGAUGUGGUCAUUUGUGUCAUAAUUUUUUUUUGUUUCAUUUUGUUUCCGAUUUUUUUCUCCCCUGAGUGUAUGCUUAGUUGAAUAUAUAUAUUUGGGACCAUUAAAACUUUUUUUGAUGUAAUAUAACUUAACGUUGUGCUGGUACCUGUUUUACCAUGUGUAAUUUUUGUUCUACAUCACAGUUCUUAAUUUGUUUAGAGUUUUAUGAAAGAUGGUAUAGUUUUUAUUGACAGAAGCAGAGUAAUCUUACAAC